AUGCUAACAGCCGAGCUAAUAUAUACCCAUCAAAGUAGUGAUAUUGCUGACUAUCUCCCGAUAUAUGAAUCCCAAAAACUAUUAGUAGUAAAAAAGAAUGGCGAUGUGGAAGUAUUCUCAAGAAGCGCUGAUACUAUUAAACUUUAUCAAACUUAUCCUGGAUUACUUAAGGCAAAGGAUAACACAGGCUCUUGUAAAGAGCUAAUUUAUGCACACGCUAUUGGAACUAUUUUUGUGAGGUCUGACAAGUCAUUACAAUUAUUAAAUAGCUCCAAUUUACAUGAAUAUGACAAAAUUUCGGAGAGAAGGGGAAUAUCUAGAUGUUGGAUUGUCGACGACCGAACAAAAUCGCUAGAUACCAAUGAAUCUGAACUGAGUAAAUCUGAUAGCACCAUUCUAGUAUAUACCACCCAUACUCCAAGAGUUUUAAGAUUAUUUGAAUGGAGAAAGAGAAGCUUCCAAAACGUUUACGAAGUUCCUCUAAACCUCGACAAGACAGAGAUAAUUUGCGAUGUCAGUACUAUCAAAGAUGAUUUGGUUGUCACAACGAAUAAAGCCACCUAUUUAUGGAACUACAAAACGGCGAAGCCAGUUAUGAAUAAAAUCACAAAAAUGGUUAAAAAAAGGACACCUGACAAUAUUAUUACCGCACUAACUGAACUGGAAAGACAGUCACUUCAUUUCGAUGAUGCAUCUGAUUACUCAAUUGAUAUGCAAUCUUCAAUAUUCUCAGGCACUUCAGUUUCUGAAAAGAAGUCAAGAAGUAACAUCUGGUCGAAAUUCAAGGGUAUACAACGUGCCAAUUUGCAAAAUGACUAUCUUGAUAAAGUUCUUUAUUCUGCGGGGAAAAGUGGUGGUAUCACAAUAAUGGACAUGAAAAAUCACUCUAUUGUACAAUUGAAAACCUCCGAAAGCAACGAGCCCUUCUUAUUAAUUAAUAAAACGUCAGAAAAUUUCAGGUGGCACAAUGGAGUGAGAGAUGUACACUAUCUGAGUAGUAUUGAUUCCUUGAUACAGAUUUAUGAUACUUAUCUAUUAAUAACAGACUGUGAGUACGGUGUUCCCUUCUUACAAAUUGAUGUUCAGGAAGGAAUAAAAGACUUCAAACAAAUUAACGGCCAAUUUUUACUUAUUCAUACAAGAAAUGAUUGUUUCAAGUCUUUUAAGUUAAAACUUCGAGACCUUGAAGAUGAUAGCAAUUCGGAUGAAAUGUCCUUAACCACCUCUGUUAAGGAUCAUUCAUCUUUCGAGAAACUGUGGAAAGAGGUCCUUAUUUACACAAAACUUGUGGAGUCGACAUCUUUACCACAGUUUUGCAACAAUAAUGAUGAAGAUGAACAAACAAGGUUACUUGUCUCAAGACUUCGAGAUGUAACCGUUUUAUUUAAUUUACAACUGUUGGACAAGUUUUUUUCAAUCUUUAACAGGAUUAAUAACAACAAUAAUUUGACUUAUAUGGAUCCACAUUUACCAGAAAUAAUAAUAUCUGAGAUCUUCGGAAGCUUGAGUAAUUUUUGGGCUCCUCCGCAAUUAGUAAUUUCUCGAAGUUUACCCAAAUCAAUUGCAAAGCUGGUAGGUGCUCUAACCGGAGAGUACCAUGAUUUUUCGACAUUAUCCAAAGGGGAUGAUACUGGAAUACAAUAUGAGCUAAUUGCCCCAAACCUGAUUUCUUAUCUUAUAGACGUGAGGAGAUACAUUCGUCGACUCGUAUCGCAACCAAAUGAGCUACUUCAGUAUACCUCAUUUACACAAACUUUACUGGUAGAUAUUAAUUUCUUCUUAAUAGAUGACCAUGAGGAUACUAGUGCCAAAUCUCUAUUAUCAUUGAUAGAUACUGUGCUAUUCAAAGUAUAUCUAAACUACAAACCCGCACUGUUGGCGCCAUUUUUAAGAAUUCCAAAUGAUUGCAAUUAUGAAAUUGUAGUCAAUGAUUUAAAAAUAGCUGGACUAACCCAAGAGCUGGUAGAUUUUUACUUUCAAAGAGGAAAACAUGAGUUUGCUUUAAAUUUGAUUACUGAGCUUAUUGAUGAUAGUACCAAGAGUGAUGGAUACCAAGCCAAAGAACAAGCAAUAACCGUUCUAGUAAUACAAUAUUUACAAAAGCUAUCCAAUGAUGAUCUUGAGGUGGUUUUUUCCUAUACUGAUUGGCUGUUGCGAAAAUUUCCAAAAUCAAAAGUUCAAAUUAUAACACCAAUUUUCAUGACGGAAACAAUGAAUUCCAGAAGCUAUGAGUACCAACGCGUAUACAAUUUUAUAAAAAGGUCCGACAGUACAUUGUCUUUGCAAUAUCUGGAAUAUAUUAUCGGUGUCUAUGAUGCUAGGCAAGAAUUUAUUGAAGUUGAACUAAUAUCUAGAUAUGUUGAGAAUUUAUCAAAUCAAGACGCCAAAUCAAAAUUAGCAUCACUAAUCAAACUAAUAAAAGAUGAUUAUCCAGCUAAAUGCCUAGAAACUCUUCAGGAGAGGCUUCCAGGCUUGCCACAAUCCGAUAAGAAGUUUGUUAUGUUUCUACAAACCUUCUUUUUAUUUCAUCUAAAUCGUCAUGUUGACUCUUUAAACAUUUUAUUUGAUCAAUUACAUGACCUUCAAAAGACUAUCUCAUAUUGUAACAGUGUUUAUGAGGUGAAUGAUCAAAUCGGUUCUGAAUGUUUUCUGACUCUGUUCGAAAAAAUACUGCAAAGCGGUGAUUAUAGCGAAAUGCAUUUACAAUCAUUUUUAGAAGAUAAUUUCCUCAAAAUGGACCCAUUGCAACUUUUGCAGAAAAUUCCAACUUCUAUUCCUCUCUCAAAAUUGACAUUCCUAUUAUCUCAAAUAAUGAAGAUGAGCACUUUUCAUGUAGAAGAUUCUUUCAUCGAAAAGGACCUAGUAAAGACAAACAUUAUCAAAACAACCAGUAUAUUAAACGAGGAGAAAUCAAAGUAUACCACUGUAUCCGAGGCAAUGUUGUGCAGUCUUUGUAAAAGAAAACUUGUUAACAAUUCCAAUGAAAAACUGACAUGGUAUAAAGAUAGAGAACAUGACAAAUUGAUGCAUUUGUCUUGUCGAAGAAUAUUUCUUGAAAAACAAAGGACAGAUAAAACAAAAAACGCAAUGAAAACUUUGGCAGAUUUAACAUAA
Molecule: messenger RNA, 3114 nt
Organism: Nakaseomyces glabratus
Lineage: Eukaryota; Fungi; Ascomycota; Saccharomycetes; Saccharomycetales; Saccharomycetaceae
Gene: VAM6
Product: Vam6p
Biological process (GO): vesicle-mediated transport; autophagy; endosomal vesicle fusion
Cellular component (GO): fungal-type vacuole membrane; cytoplasm
Source: RefSeq, a predicted model, not a curated record